This is a messenger RNA of Balaenoptera ricei (Rice's whale), 4881 nucleotides long. It is a transcript of the gene NMT2, whose product is annotated as N-myristoyltransferase 2. Gene Ontology annotation, biological process: N-terminal peptidyl-glycine N-myristoylation. NCBI's taxonomy places the organism in Eukaryota, Metazoa, Chordata, Mammalia, Artiodactyla, Balaenopteridae. Gene Ontology annotation, molecular function: glycylpeptide N-tetradecanoyltransferase activity. The record is from RefSeq and is a predicted model, not a curated record. The coding region runs from base 21 to 1517 and encodes 498 amino acids. Gene Ontology annotation, cellular component: cytoplasm. The transcript is spliced from 12 exons.
CCCCAGCCCGCGCCGCCGCGAUGGCGGAGGACAGCGAGUCCGCGGCCAGCCAGCAGAGCCUGGAGCUGGACGACCAGGACACGUGCGGGAUCGACGGGGACAAUGAGGAGGAGACGGAGCACGCCAAGGGAAGUCCCGGAGGUGAUUUGGGUGCCAAAAAGAAAAAGAAGAAACAGAAGAGAAAAAAGGAGAAACCGAAUUCCGGAGGCACCAAGUCAGACUCGGCAUCUGAUUCCCAGGAGAUUAAAAUUCAGCCGCCUUCAAAAAAUCCCACCAUUCCAAUGCAGAAGUUGCAGGAUAUCCAGAGGGCAAUGGAGCUGUUAUCCGCAUGCCAGGGCCCCGCCAGGAACAUUGAUGAGGCUGCCAAACACAGAUACCAGUUUUGGGACACGCAGCCGGUACCCAAACUAAAUGAAGUAAUAACAUCUCAUGGCGCAAUUGAAGCUGAUAAAGAAAACGUGCGUCAAGAACCGUAUUCCCUGCCGCAGGGUUUUAUGUGGGACACUUUAGAUUUGGGUAACGCCGAAGUGCUCAGGGAGCUGUACACGCUGCUGAAUGAGAAUUACGUGGAAGAUGACGACAACAUGUUCCGGUUUGACUAUUCGCCCGAGUUCCUGCUGUGGGCUCUGCGGCCCCCAGGCUGGCUCCUCCAGUGGCACUGUGGAGUCAGGGUGUCUUCGAACAGAAAACUAGUGGGGUUCAUCAGCGCCAUUCCCGCGAACAUUCGGAUCUACGACAGUGUGAAGAAGAUGGUCGAAAUCAACUUUCUUUGUGUUCAUAAGAAAUUGAGAUCAAAACGGGUAGCCCCAGUGUUGAUUCGAGAAAUAACCAGAAGAGUGAACCUGGAAGGGAUUUUCCAGGCCGUUUAUACCGCUGGAGUGGUUCUUCCGAAGCCAGUGGCCACAUGCAGAUACUGGCAUCGAUCACUAAACCCCAGAAAAUUGGUAGAAGUGAAAUUUUCUCACUUGAGUAGAAAUAUGACUUUGCAGAGAACAAUGAAGCUGUACAGACUUCCGGAUGUUACAAAAACUUCAGGCUUGAGGCCAAUGGAACCAAGAGAUAUCAAAGCUGUUCAAGAACUAACCAACAGUUACCUGAAGCAGUUUCAUCUAGCCCCGGUGAUGGAUGAAGAGGAAGUAGCCCACUGGUUCCUCCCCCAAGAGCACAUCAUUGACACUUUUGUAGUGGAGAACUCCAGUGGUAAACUAACUGACUUCCUGAGCUUCUACACGCUCCCCUCCACAGUCAUGCAUCACCCCGCUCACAAGAGCCUCAAAGCCGCCUACUCCUUCUACAAUAUCCACACAGAGACGCCACUGCUGGACCUCAUGAACGACGCGCUUAUCAUCGCCAAGCUGAAAGGAUUUGAUGUAUUCAAUGCGCUAGAUUUGAUGGAAAAUAAGACAUUCUUGGAAAAACUCAAGUUUGGCAUAGGCGAUGGCAAUUUACAGUAUUACUUGUACAACUGGAGGUGUCCAGGGACAGAGUCCGAAAAGGUUGGACUCGUAUUACAGUAGAUGGAUAUUUCUAUUUCUAGAACUCUGAUGUCAUCAUUUGUUAAUAUCCUAGUUAAUGAUUCCUGGAACUACCAUUCCAAAGAAUAAAAGCACAACCUAAGUGACAUCGAAGUGUCAGUAACAGAAAAGAUGGAAAAACAUCCACUGGUGACCAAUAGAACACAUUUCUAGCUAGAAUGUUAACAUUCAUCCUUUUUUUUCCACUGUUGACCCAUUUGUAGGAGGGAUGGAAGGAGGAUACAAAGAGCACAUUCCUCUAAUUUUCAACCUUCUGACUGUCUCUCAAUGAAGAGAAGGUACUUGUCCCUCUCUAGAAAAAUGGACCGCUUUUCUAUGGAUUGAACAGAAUCACAGAAUCGUGUAAGAAAAUCUUUGCCAUUGUGUGGAGAUAAACUGCUGCCUUUCUGUUUAUUAAGUGGGGGUCUGUGGGUCCAUGUAGCAGAAUGAGGGAGCCAUUUGGAAAGGGCUUACUUAUGUCACUGCACGUGAUCUCAUCGGGAACAUCCAUGGAACCAGCAUUUCUGUAACGCAGCGAUGAGUGGUGGGUGUUAAAGUGAAGAGUGAGAUAAAAAUGUGCUGGUUGGGGGCUUCCCUGGUGGCGCAGUGGUUGAGAUCUGCCUGCCAAUGCAGGGGACACGGGUUCGAGCCCGGUCUGGGAAGAUCCCACAUGCCGCGGAGCAACUAGGCCCAUGAGCCACAACUACUGAGCCUGCGCGUCUGGAGCCUGUGCUCCGCAACAAGAGAGGCCGUGAUAGUGAGAGGCCCGCGCACCGCGAGGAAGAGUGGCCCCCACUCGCCACAACUGGAGAAAGCCCUCGCACAGAAACGAAGACCCAACACAGCCAAAUAUAAAUAUAAAAAUAAAUAAAUUAAUUUAAAAAAAAAAGAUAGGCCUAGAGCUACAGAAAUUAAAAAAAAAAAAAAUGUACUGGUUGACUAUUUCUCUAGAAGCAAAGUUGCCAAAUCAAUAAACACACAAAUGGGUACUUUGAUCUUCAACAGGUUUGUGGAUUGGUUCCAAAGCAAGGUUUGGGGCAAGCAUUAAGUGUGUUCUCUGAAGAGCACACACCCCUGACAAACUAGACUGUUCUGCUCCUGCAGAGACUCUUUUCUUCUCAGCAACAGCCAGGAUACGUGAGGAAAAGAAAAAUCAAAGCCCUCAAGUCAGAAGACAUGCCCAGUGGAGUUUAUUAGUGCCAUCAGGACACUAAUAAUUUGAAUGUUUUUUAUUACUUAUGCAGAAUUGCACAUAUUCCUUUAUCCUGACUCUAAUUUAUCAUGAAAGCUGUCGUGCUCUAGGAAGAUGUCUUAUUUGUAAAUAAGUCUUGUGGUUUUGUUACUGAUGGUGUUUUUAUCUAGGAUUUGAAAAACCAAGUUUCUCGGUGUACAUAGAUAAUGUAUAUAUCACCAAUAGCCCAAGGGGAAGAAGAUGCUGGACAAGGCCACCUAAAAUGGCCUCGACUCAAAUACCACAAAGCAGAUACUUCUUCCUGCCUUUAUGUACCAGUGCCUAGGCCGUUCAGUCCAGAAAAACCUAAUUACCUUCGACAACAGGAUGCCCUUCCUUCAUGUUAUAAGUAGUCAAAGGACACAAUCAUACCUUAUAAAAGCCAGGCAGGAGUUAGCACACUGUGGCCCAUAAGCUAAACUCAGCACAUCACCUGUUUUUGUACAGCCCACGAGCUAAGAAUGGUGUUUACAUUUUUGAAUGGUUGAGGAGAAAAAAAAAAUAAUGUUUUGUGACACAUAAAAAUUACAGGAAAUUCAGAUUUCAGCAUCCAUAAAUAAAGUUUUAUGGGAACAAAGCCUCAUUCAUUCAUGUGUUGCCUGUACGUGGCAGGCAGAGUUGAGUUGUUCCGACAGAGACUAUGGAUCCAAAGGCCUAAACUUGGCCCUUUAGGGAAAAAGUUCUAUUGCCCCUGAUUUCCUCUGAAAAUCAGAAAGCCUCUUUCCGCAGCUUCCCCGUCAUCCUGAAGGCCACCCCACAGCUGUGGCACCCUGGGACCUCCACUAGGGGGCAUGCGUGGGCUCCGAAGUCCUUAAUUUAGGACAGCACUGUGUUCCUUCUCAAAGAUGCAAGGGAAGACUUCUCCUAUAGGAUGAUUCAAACCCAACUGCGUUACCUUUUUUUUCCUAACGUGAGGAGGAUGCCUGCAGAAGCAAAAGUGAACCAAUUCACUGAAACACCAGAAUUAAGUAAGCAAGAUUUUUAACAUAAUCCAGAGUCGAGGCUCCAGUUGGGAAUUACGUUCCGCUCAUUUUUAUGGCACAGUCUUACAUGAAGUAAGUUUUCGAAUAAUUGCAGGAUUGUCCCUCAGAAAUUGUGUCACGGGCUCACCUCAUGACAAAACUGUGGCAUUGUUCCUCUCUUCACUUACAGAAUUGCAGUUAAGAGAGUUCAUGUUCUUUUACUCAGUAAUUUUUAAAUACAGUAAUUUAUAAAUUAUUAGCACAUUUGCCGCCUUAUAAUGCCUCUUUAUAAUUUACGCAUGUUACCAAUGAGCAUUUUAAAGUAGAAAAUCAGUACAGCUGCUUGUGUUUAUAAAGUAGCCGUUAGAACUAAAUUUCAAUGCAAUAUACAGUGUCUUACAGAUUCAAAAAGCCCACACCACCCCGUGUCCUUUGUCAGUAAUGGAAAUGCUCUGGUCCAUGACGUAUCCUUGCCCACACACCCCGCCUUUUUUUGGUCAAGAUGGCAUUCAGUAAAUUUAAAUGGAGGUGGCAUAAUCCACAGAUCAACCAGAAUUUAGGCUGAAAAUAAACUUUGGCAAGCCAGUACCUUCCCCGUAAAUUACAGAAAGCACCUUUACCAAACACAUGCUGUAAAGAGCAGAUACUCUAACAUAGAGCAUUGACUCUGCGCCAUACACUAACACGAGUGACCCCUGUCAUGGCAGACCCACCUCUGAGCACCCAAGCUCCUCCGCUUAUUUUUUUAUUCUCUUCCUGCUUUAUUUCACCUAAUUACCAUCAUACUUUGGAUACAUGCUAAAGUCCCAAGGAAGUAAGUUAACCGUGUAAAGGGGUGAAUUCUAACUAGUCAGAAUACCUUAUCUGGCAAUUUUGAUAAAUGUUUAGCCUUUCUCCCAAGCCCACGCUUAGGCCUGCCUACAAAGAAAGGCAAACUGACAGUAAAAAAUAAUAAUGUAUUUUUUCUGAGGACAAUGUAUUGCUUGGCAUUUACUAUCUUUCCUUUACAACUGCUGGUGCACCUGCCAUCCAGUUUCAUCUCCCCCGCCAACUAGAACCGUGUUUGUGUGGCCUGUUUGCCAAGUUUGGAUAGAAAGAUGUCCAGCGUUGCAGGAUAGAUGUUCCUGCUCACAAGCAUUGUGCCAGCCUUUUAAAUAGUGAAUUUAUACAAGCA